Fibroporia radiculosa is the source of this 171-nucleotide messenger RNA. RefSeq lists its product as uncharacterized. The record is from RefSeq and is a predicted model, not a curated record. Bases 1 to 171 code for a protein of 56 amino acids. The transcript is spliced from 2 exons. NCBI's taxonomy places the organism in Eukaryota, Fungi, Basidiomycota, Agaricomycetes, Polyporales, Fibroporiaceae.
AUGCCGUCCUCCAGCAAAGUCCCAUUCUUGCUGCUGGCUGUCCUGCUCGCAAAUGCCAUGGCACUCCCUCAGAUUCACAGUCGCCAAGGCUGUACUGACUCUACUGACUCUACUGAGUCCAGUUGUGUUGGCGCGGAUUGUGAUUUUGUCAAUCUCUGUUACGGUAUCUGA